Maylandia zebra (zebra mbuna) is the source of this 2823-nucleotide messenger RNA. Its product is annotated as hydroperoxide isomerase ALOXE3-like. The record is from RefSeq and is a predicted model, not a curated record. Gene Ontology annotation, biological process: lipid oxidation. NCBI's taxonomy places the organism in Eukaryota, Metazoa, Chordata, Actinopteri, Cichliformes, Cichlidae. Gene Ontology annotation, molecular function: oxidoreductase activity, acting on single donors with incorporation of molecular oxygen, incorporation of two atoms of oxygen; iron ion binding; protein binding.
AAAAUGGUGCAGUAUAAAGUGACCGUAUUCACUGGUGAUCGCCUUAAUUCCACUACUCUCAACAAUGUCUACAUUAAGCUGGUGGGCACAGAUGGGGAGAGUGAUCGCAAGUGGCUCAUGGGCUUGAAAGGGGCUUCAUCCUUCGUCAGAGGAGCUGUAUCAAAGUUUAAGGUGUCCUGCUCCACUUCCCUUGGAAAUCUUGUGCUGAUAGAGUUAGACAAACAGUCUCUCCCACUGUUCCCAGAAGAUGAUUGGUUUUGUGCCAAGGUGGAAGUGAAAUCCCCUGAAGGAGACAUCUACAGCUUUCCCGUCUACCGCUGGAUUGCUGAUAGCAAGGUGCACCGCUUCAAAGAUGGAAAAGCUCUGAGAGUCUUUGAAGACAACCAUCAUCUUGGCAGGUACAGUCGGCAGCAAGAGAUUCAGCAGCGAGAGGAAGACUAUCGCUGGGAUGCAUAUGCAGAGGGAAUACCUCACUCCUUGAAGGCACAAAACCCAAUUUUUCUGCCAUCAGAGGUUCAGUUCUCCUUCACCAAAACUACAGAGUUUGUCUACACUGCUUCCACAGGACUGACUGAGCUGAAGCUGAAGGGACUGGAUAACCGUAAGGAGAAGUGGGAUAAUAUUGACAGCAUCAAUCGAGUGUUUUGCUGCAAAAAGACUGAAAUAUCAGAAUAUGUUCAGGAACACUGGAAAGAAGAUGCUUUCUUUGGCUACCAGUUUCUAAAUGGUGUCAACCCCAUUUUGAUCCAGUGUUGUACAACCCUGCCCAGUAACUUCCCUGUCACUGAUGACAUGGUCUUUCCCCGCAGUCGUUGCGACCUUGCAGAUGAAAUGAAGAAAGGGAACAUAUUCCUGUGUGACUACAAGCUUCUGGAUGGAGUGAAAGCAAACACCAUCAAUGGGAAGAAGCAGUAUUUGAUGGCUCCUCUCGUCCUGCUCCACAAAGAUCCUGAUAAUAAACUAAUGCCGAUUGCUAUUCAGCUGAAGCAGACUCCAUCAGAUGACAAUCCGAUCUUUCUUCCUACUGAUUCUGAGUACGACUGGUUGAUCGCCAAGAUUUUUGUAAGAAGUGCAGAUUUCAAUCACCAUCAGCUCAAUGCUCACCUUCUGCGCACGCACUUGCUGGCUGAGGUUUUUGCAGUGUCACUGCUGCGCAACGUGCCCAUGGUGCAUCCUCUGUACAAGCUCCUCAAACUUCACACACGCUACACUCUGCAGAUCAACUUCUUAGCUCGACGCCUUCUCAUUUCUGAGAUUGGCGCUUUCACUCAGUUUGCAUCAUCAGGUGGAGAGGGCAUGUUUACAAUCCUGAAGAGGUCAGUGUCCUCAAUGACCUACAGCUCCCUCUGUAUGCCAGAUAACAUUGCUGAACGUGGCCUAGAAGCUGUGCCAAACUUCUACUACAGGGAUGAUGGCCUAAAGGUUUGGGAUAUCAUCCACAGGUUUGUGCAGGGAAUGCUCGGCUACUACUACAAGAGUGACAGUGAAGUCCAGCAGGACUCUGAACUUCAGAAGUGGAUUUUGGAUUUUGAACAUGGUUUCUUUUCUCAAGCAGAAACAGGAAUUCCUCAGACAUUUACUUGUGUGACUGAGUUGGUCAAGUUUGUCACCAUGGUGAUCUUCACUUGCUCAGCCCAGCAUGCAGCCGUGAACUCUGGACAGUAUGACUAUGGUGGCUGGAUGCCCAACACUCCCAUCUCCCUGCAACUCCCGCCACCGACCACAAAGGGGACGACAAGCGAGGCCACAAUGUUGGCGACCUUCCCUGACGUCAAUGUAACAGUUAAGGGCAUGGCCACCGUGUGGUUACUCAGCAAGCAGUCCAGUGACUUUGUCCCUCUUGGCCAGUACCCGGAGGAGCAUUUCAUUGAGGAAAUUCCUCGCAAAAUACUAAAGGAUUUUCAGAUGGAGCUUGAAGAUUUAAGUUUAGUUAUUAAAGCCAGAAACAAGCGUUUAGAAGUGCCAUACACCUACAUGGAUCCGGCAGAGUUAGAAAACAGUGUGGCCAUUUGAAUAUUAGAAGACUCAGCUGUGAGACAAAAUUCAGUUCCCUCUUCAAACAACAGCAGGGAAAGACCUCUAAGUUCUGACUUUUACUGAUGAAAUAGAACAAAGAACUUACUACUUAUAAUCACUAUAUACUAAACUGUAAUUUUUUUCAUCUGUGUUAAAAUGUGAUUCUUUUUUUGCAUUACAAUCUUGAAUCAUCUGAUUUGAAAUGAAAAAUGUUUGAUUUUUGGGGGUGUCUGUUUUGAGACAGUUGAUCUCCUGAUCAUGAUGUAUUUUCUUCUUAGAAAACAUUUACUGCAUUUCAUUGUUUAUAUUUUCAUUAUUUUAAUGUUUCAAUUUUCUUGAGCUAAACCCAAACAGCUUUUUGAUGAGUUAGACAACAUGAACACCCUAAACUUCGCCUGAGACUGCUACUUCAUCUCGGCCACCAAUGUGCACUUGGUUUCUUUGUUUCUUUGCUGAAACCUGAUUGUAUUUUAGCAUCAUAUUCUAAAUUAUCAGUUCUCUAAAGCCUCAUUUAAUGCAUGGCACAGAUUAAACACACAUGGCUCACAGACAUUAACAAGAUGGGUCUGCAUUAUCCACAUUAGCCUGCUUAUACUGUUGACAUGUGUAGCAUAUUUAUUUAACACUGCAAAAUAGAGUGAUGUUUACAUAGGCCACUGUAUUUUGUGUAGAUACCAUCUCAGUGGCAAAAAUGUGAUUAUAUUCAAUUCAGUUCAAUUUAUAUAGCACCAAAUCUCAACAACAGUCAUCUCAAUUCAGAAUGUGAUAAUAUCAAUUUCCUUUACACUCACUGGGCACAUUAUUAGG